CAAGAUCAUUUGUAUUCCAAGCUCUAUUAGCAAUACAGAUAAUGGGAAUAUUUCCUGCUACCUCUCCAACUCUACUGAAAUUCUAAGUCUUACUGCCUUCACCACGUUCUGCUUUACCAGAUAUUGCUGCCUAUCCUACUAUAGUACUAAAUUGUUACUUUCAGUUAUUAGCUAUUGCUUAAAGAAGCAGCAAACUGAGACAUGAUUUUGCUAGGAUUCCAGCUAAGUAUAUAAAGUGUCUAUUCUGACUCUACAACUAUGGCUAAAACCUAGUAAAAUCUUUCAAGGAAAUUCACCUGUGCAACCCCUUGGCUGCUUUAUUCCCCCUGUUUGCCUAGAAACAAGAUGCUCAAGAAGGACAAAUAAUGAAGUUUUGAAUAGUAUCUAGAUCUUCCUCUGACCCUAUUCAGGCUAGAAUGCACAGCAAAUGAGCAAAGGAAAAUGCUGACAUCAUUUUACCCCUAUGGAAUUUCUCUUACUUGGAAGAAUAACAAAUAGCAGCAACAACAAAAGCAGUGGAGAAUGCUGAAAUAUGCCUAUGAAACAGGCAUAAUAAGGUAAAAGAAGUUCAAGGUCUCCAUUUUUUCUUCCUGAGUCACAUAUAGAUCUCUUUGACCCUUUCUUUCCUUCCAUUUCCACUGCUCAUGAGCAGAAAACAUGGAGGGUCAUAUACCCAACCCAAAUUUAAGAGAAUCUGUGGACUCCAAGGGUCUUAAUCCCAAUGGUGCCCCAAACAUACAAUUCUGUCACUGUACACGUGUUAAUAUCAAUGUCAAGCAGAACACGGUGGGGAUAUACACUGCUGAGGCUUUUAAUGGCCUGUCUCAGGAUUUCCCCUAUAAUUGUCAAGUCUUUGAAAAUAAAUAACAUUAGGAAUAUAUAACAUACUAUUAAUUUAAUUCAAGUCACUUACAUCCCCUCUUAUAUCUCAAGGAUGAAAAGAGAAGAUUUGGAUACCUAGUGAUAUUCUUUAUUGACUAGAAGAGAAUGAUUGUACACUACCAUUUUAGCAUAUCCAUACUAACAAGAAACAGCAGAUGGAGGAUUAGUACAAAAUAAAAUCUGUACAGUUACAUGUCAAGUAACAAUCAAGUUCCAUGUCAUUUACUUUUGUAAGGCAUAUUUUUGUCUUAAAUAAUAAAGAAAAACGUCAGUUACAGACUAACAUGGAUUGUGAGGAGUUCGCAAUACCUAGGGUUUAAGCACUGCGGUGAAGUACUUUGUUUUACACAAUUAUCUACUGAAUCAUCACGAGUUCACUUUUGACAAAGUCAAUUGGCAAUUCCCACUUCAUUCCAAGAACACAGAAGAAAUAUACUGUGUACAAGAGAAACUGUAAACAUUUUAAAGGGUGUGAAUGAAGAAAUGCAACAACACAUAUCACAGAGGCCUCUGAUCGCAAGCUUAUAAAUUACAGACCGAAUCACUUAUACACAGAAAACAUCAGAAUACAGGAAUGCGUUUUAUUUGAAAGGAAAGACAAGCAAAUCGUACUAUUUUCACCCUUCAGAUCAGUAUCAGGUACUGCAAUGAGUAAUUAAAACAAAGACAAGACAGGAAAAAAAAAGCACCGCACUUUCGCUCUUCUCAAAGUUUCAUAACACGAUUCAAUGCGUGUAUACUUUUAAUCGAGACGACACGAGGAGAGGAUGGAAACGAGUUUGCCGGAGCGAAGUGUCAGUUUGUGUCACUUCUGCAUUCAGCUGUAACCUUCGCCAAACCUUGUCCCCCACCCCGCCCAUCGCCCGCGAGAGGCCGCGGCCGGCGGUCCCGCCCCAGCGGCGCCCGGCUCCCGGCGCCCAUAGGAUGCGGCUCCCGUCAGUCUCCCAUCAGCCCAGCUCCGCCUCCUCAAACAGCAGCAGCCCUAGCCCUCCUAUCCGCCUUUUGCCUUCAAUAGGCCCUAAAGGACAAUGCUGCUGGAAGGGGGAAAAAAAAAAAAAAAAAAAAAAAGAAGAGGGGAAAGAGCCCCGCCAGAUCGGCCCCCGGGGCAGCGCUGUAACGCCGCGGCUCAGCCGGGGCGCUUUCCAUCGGCCCCGGCCCGUCCCCAGCUCCCCCUCCCCGGCCGCUGCCCUCUGAACGCCCGCACAGGAUGAAAGGUCACGGCGUGAGCGCCAGCCGGGGCCGCCAGCGCUACAACGCCGUCACCUCAGCCUCGGGGUCAGGCGGGGCAGGCGAGGCGCUGCCCGGAUAGGGAUCUCCCUACUCCGAUCCGAACCGCCGCAUCCUCCGCUUUGCCGUCUGCUGGCGCCAGAUGACACCGGCGCGGGCCGGCACCCGCGGCGGGUGGGUUCUGGGUGCCGCCUUUCCCUCCCUCCUUCUCCUCCUCUGCUCCCGGGCGUGAACCAGCCCGAGGGCACCGAGCCGCAGCUCCCGCUCCAGGCUGGCGCCUUCCUCCCGGCCGCGGCACAAGCCGCUCACCUGGCGCCGGGUCCCGCCGGGAUGGAAGAGCGCGGGGCCGGCGGCAGCCAGGGAGGGCUGAGCUCCCCUCCCGGGCAGCGCUCUGACCGGGGCACCCCGGCCGGGCCCCCGGCCCCCGGCGCUCCUGUCACCCCCUCCCCGGCCCCUUCCUCCCGCGCCCCCCGGCACGCUCCCGCCGCGCUGCGCCAGGCGCAACCCGAGAGCGGGACGCGCCGUCCCGGGAAGCCGUCCUCCCGGCGGGAGCAGGCCCGGCCCCGCAACUCCUCCUCUUCCCGGGCUGUUAGCGGAGCGGGCAGGGAUGCGCGGGCCUUCCCGGCCGGGCCCCGAGCCGCCGGCCCGGCGCUCCCGGGGGUCCAGCCCGCCUGUCCCAUCGCAGCGGUGGGAAGGAAGCGGGGGAGGGGAAGGGCGCCCGCCGCCGCCUCCCGGCUCCGUCCUCCCGUUCCACGGGCAGGGCGGCUGCCACUCUCCCUCUCCCCCUUCAGCCCUGCCCCUCCCUCUGCUCCCCGGGCCCGCGGCGGGCAUUUACCUGCCGUGGUGGCGCAGAGCGGGGCCCUGGGGCCUCUGGCAGCCGGAGGAGGCAGCGGACUCCGUCCCGCUGCUGCCGUCCCCGAGUGAGGCGGGCGGGACGGAGCCGGGACCUGCCCCGGGAGGCGUUACGUAAACCGGCGGCGGCGGCGGUUCCAGCGCCACGGGGAGGGAAGGAGGGAGGGAGGGGGCCGGGCCGGCCGCUCCGUCACCCGGCAACGGGACUCAGCGCCCCGGCGGACCGCGCCGCCGGCUCCGCCCCGUAUCCCUCCGCCCAGAGGGCGGCCCGGCUCCCCGAUCGCAGAGCCGUGGGGCUGCGCCGCGCGGGGCCCGGGCGCCGGCGAGCCGCCCUCAUGCCGGGGCCGCGGCGCAGGAAGGGCGGGGGGAGCAGGGGAAGUGUCCUUUGCCCUGGUUGUACAGCCUCCCGCCCGCCCGGAGAGCGCCGCGCUGCCCGCCUGAGGAGGGAAGCGGCGGGCCCGGCGCUCGGCAGUCCCCGGGCGGGCCCGCGGGGCCGCCGCUGAGGCGGGAGAGCCGGCGGGCGGAAGCACCCGCGCCCCUCAGGAGCGCCGCGCCGCCGGGAGGGGAACAGCCGGGCAGGGCCGGCGCAGGAAUGCGAGGGAGGGAGCGGGGAAUAAUGAUGGAGCGUAGCGGUGUUUGUCAUGUGAGGGCCUUUUGAAAUCCUGAACGACUCCGAGAGCGAGGUUAACAAAUAAAAGUUUAUUUUACUGCGCAAUGAAA
This is a messenger RNA of Passer montanus (Eurasian tree sparrow), 3681 nucleotides long. RefSeq names its product predicted GPI-anchored protein 58. NCBI's taxonomy places the organism in Eukaryota, Metazoa, Chordata, Aves, Passeriformes, Passeridae. The transcript is spliced from 2 exons. Bases 2440 to 3033 code for a protein of 197 amino acids. The record is from RefSeq and is a predicted model, not a curated record.